CACAUACACACAAAAAGCUUAAAUUCAUAUCUUUACCCCCUGUCAUUACUCUCUCAUAUACACCACCAGUCCACCACCACCAUUGCUGAAUUUUACAAUCUUUAAUGGCUGCCACUCCAUAAAACGUUUUUUUUAAUAAAUAUAAUAAUGAGUGGGAUGGUGUUUUAUGACUUUUAUCCAUCUGGGGUCUCUCUUUUUGGUCGGUUUAAGAUACCCUUUUUCUUUAUAUCUAUGUACAGCCCAUAAAGCUUUCACCUUUUUAACAUAUUUUCUUUCAAGAAAAGUCUAAUGGUGUGACAAGAAAAUUACAAUUUUGCAGAAAGUUUCAUCUGGGUAUUUGUUUUUUGUCAAAAAGAUUGAAACUUUGAGCUACCCAUAUUGAAUUAAGUUCAUUUUCUGCAAGAUUUAGUUAACAAGUUUUGCAUGCUUGAUCUUCAUGUCAAGUUUGGAAAAUUUGGUUGAAAAUUUGGCUUUUUAGAGUCUCAAAAGUCGAGAUCUUCAAUCUUGAUGAAUAUAUUCUUCAAGUAAUUGGGUUGAUCAAUUUAGCUAGAAAGAAAAAGAGAAGGUGGUUUUGGACUUUGGUUUGAUGAAAAUCUUGUGAGCUGACAAGUGCAAUUUGGAAGUAAAUAUUGUCUUUCUUUUGAGCAUUUCUGGGUUAAAAAAAAUCGGAUCGAGAAAAUAAAUAUCGGAUUUUCUUAUUUUCUUUAUCGAUGAUCAUGAAGUUGAAAAAAUCGGAUUUUCUGAUGGCAAAACGAUUAAAACAACGUCUUGCUCGAGAAAAUAAAGAUCGAGCCGGUUGCAUGUCGGGUAUAGUACAUAUUUUUGACUUCCGCCAUGGUCGGGCUACUAGAAGACUGCUUUCAGAUCAUAGAACAUAUAUGACUGAAAGUACCACAGGUCCUUCAUGUCCUUCAUCCGAAGUGAACUCAAUCACCGAUUCAGAAGAGAUACAUCAAAGGGAUGAAUCUCCCUACAAUGAGAAAGGUGAAAUGGCACAGACAAGAGUGAAGGAGCUCAUGGAAGAAGAAAUGCAAUGUGAUUUAACAGAAAAAACAUCAAGCAAGUCUUUGACGGAAAUCUCUAUUGAUCAACAAGUUCUAUCUCAAAAACCAUCAGAAUAUUGUGAUCUUGAAGAUCUAGUUAACAACCUCUUGCUAUCACAUCAUAGAAAAACCCAAGAACAGAUUCCAAAGUUUCUUGAAAGAUCAAACUCAUUAGACAAUGAACAACGUAUUCCGAGCUCAGAAGAAACUGUCUCCCAUAAAAACCGAAAGUUCUUUAGAAGAAGGAGCAAGUCACACGAAUGUAUAUCAUUGAAUGACAACGAUACUCCAGCACCUACAAAAACACCCAACAGAUUUCAUCAUGAAAGAAGUGUUUCCCACUUUUCUUUCACAGAAAUCAAGAAAAAACUAAAGAAUGUUAUUAGAAGAUGUCCAAGGGAUUCAGGAUGUAAUGAAAAACCUGUUUGUGAUGGCAAUAUUAGAUGGAAUUCUCCUAAUAGAGACCGUUUCUACUCCGAAAGGUUUUCUAGAAUUUCUAACGGAUUUAAAAGGCAAGAUGAGGCUUCAUGGUUAUGCAAAUCAGAAAGAAAACUGUGUAAAAUAGAUGCAUUUGGAGACACUAGUGAACGGAUAUCUAACAUUUACAUUGAGGCAAAGAAACAUUUGUCAGAAAUGUUGAACAAUGACGAUGUAGAAACAGAGUUAACGGCAGAGAGCACUUCUAGAAGUCUAGGAAAGCUUCUAUCUUUUCCAGGCUACAAUUCUCGUUCUUCAAGUAUCGGCCCUAGAAAUAAGCCAGAGGAUGGGGCUGUCACUAUGUCUCCUAAUGUGAAUUCACCAGUAGUCAAAGAAAGUCAACCACCUCUGACGGACGAUGAUUGUCGAGAACUGGAAGUCUGUGAAGAAAUUCAUCAGGCUGAAGAUGUAGAAGUCAUAGAACCACUUUCAGUGGAAGAAGUUGAAGUUUUUGAUGUGGUGGAUAAAUCUGAAGAAGACGAGUUAUCUCGUUCCCCACCAGCGUCUCCUUCAGGAUCUUCACUUGCUUUUAAUAGAAAGGCUGAAGAAGCUGAGAGUACCUUGGAUGAUAGAACUGGGAAACCUAGUCCUGUAUCCGUUCUUGAGCCAUUGUUUUCAGAUGAUGAUAUUAGCCCAGCUAGAACCAUUUUACGAUCUGCUGAAUCUUCAAUCCAACCAAUCCGUAUCCGGUUUGAAGAAAUGGUUACCCCUGCUAGAAAUAAAGAAACAUGUAAUCAUCUUGUGGAGAAUGAGGAAUCUGCUUUUGAAUACGUCGAAGCUGUACUUCUAGCUUCUGAUCUCAACUGGGAUGAGUUUGAGAAAAGGUGGCUUUCUUCAGUCCAAAUAAUCGAAUCAUCAUUAUACGAUGAACUACAAAUCUUCUCAAAUCGGCCUGAUCAUGACCAACAGCUUUUAUUCGACGCCACUAAUGAAAUCAUCAGCGAGAUUUGUGAUUCCUGCUUGGGCUUCUUUCCCCAGUUAUCAUACCUUAAAACAAGUAUUCAUAUGCCUCCCAAGGGAAUGGACCUAAUAAAUGAGGUGUGGGAAAGAAUUGAGUCACGUCUACAUCGCAAUUAUUCUAGAUCGUUAGAUCAACUUAUAAAAAAAGACUUGGAUGUCCCAAGAUCAUGGAUGGAUCUUUGUCCAGAGACUCAAGAUAUAGUUAUGGAAACCGAAGAGUCAAUUUUUGAAGAUGUGAUAGAUGAUACUGUUUUGAGCCUAAUGUAUGAUAACUAGCCUUAAAACAAUCAAAUAGUGUUGCAUUUUUAUGAAUAGAAGUUCAUAAGUUAAGUUUGAGUAACA
Erigeron canadensis is the source of this 2822-nucleotide messenger RNA. RefSeq names its product protein TRM32-like. The coding region runs from base 711 to 2756 and encodes 681 amino acids. NCBI's taxonomy places the organism in Eukaryota, Viridiplantae, Streptophyta, Magnoliopsida, Asterales, Asteraceae. The transcript is spliced from 6 exons. The record is from RefSeq and is a predicted model, not a curated record.